AUGAAGUACUGGUACUCCCUCGUUUUCGCUAGCUCGGCCGCUUUGGUCUGCGCCUUGCCCCAGGACACCGGUUCUGGCGCGGGUGACUCACCUUCUGUGUCCGAGCCCUUCAACGUGGAUAUCCGAGCAGACACCAAUCGCGAUGGCAAGGUUGAUAUGGAAGGCACAACCGAUAUUGAAGGGAAGGACACCUGGACUGACGAACGAGGUGCCCUUUUCCUUGCCAAUAUCGCCGACCCGAGCGGCCGCUGCUUGACUUCAUCCGUCAAAAAUGACCUGGAAAGCACGAAGAAGCUACUCAAUGAGCUUCCAAGACCUCAUUGGACGAACACCCCAGAAGAGAAGGAAUUGGCGGGUUGCCACGACGCUUCGGACGAUGUCCAACGAGCCCCCCAAAACAUGGCCACCAUCCGCACUCUUCCGGUCAAAGGACUUGGUGCAUCAGCAUCGGGAGCUAUUUCCGUUUCGGACGAUGCCGCUCGAGAUCUCGUGCGAGUUUUCCGUCCUAUCGGCGACAGCUGGGAGAUCGUCAAGAGCGAUACGACCUUUUCAGCCGAGGACUUGGCAAAAGGCCUCGAACUAGGAGUCGACGCCCGCGACACCCGCAGGCCUAAUGUCCAGCAGGCGGUCGCAGAAAUACAGAAGGUCCUAAGCGAGGCCCAGAUUCAUAAUCCAAUCAUCACGCUAGAUACGUUGGAUCCUUGGGCUCAAGAUAUAUUUGAGCCUGCGUAUACUAGCAUGCCGGGCCCCGACGGAACAGUCGCUAUACAAAUCUUGGUAGACUCGGCCAUCAUCAGAGACGGGGGAUCAAACACAUUUACCUACACCUCGUCUCGAGAUUUUGGCGUCGGCACAGUGCAAUACUAUGGCCGUGGUAAUGGCCAGGCCACCCUUGAUUCUAUGGGGAAUAUAGAGACUAUCCCACCAUACGAGCACAAAGGCAAGAAGUAUCCCGCCGGGAGGAUCGUUACAGGAGGCGACGAAGCGACAGGCAAUGUUGCCUUUAUUACGGAUUUCUAUCGCGCUCAAGAAGUUCAGAGCCCUCUUAUCCUGGACUCGACGUGGCUCAUGGUUAAGCACGUCGAUGAAUUUGUUCAGUUUCUGCCUGUCGACACGGAACGGCGUUGGUGUGUUAUGAUAAACGACCCCAAGGCAGGGUUCGAGCUUGUGAAGCAAGCUCAAAAGAACGGCGCUGGAGGGGACCCGGUUAUUUCGAAGCCUGAAGGUGUAAGGCAAUCAAUCGACUCCUUCUUAGCUACCGACAUCAACACUCAAGCCCGCGAUAUUGCUGCAGAACGCAUUCAAAAGACCAUUGAUGUCCUGAAAGAAGAGACCGGUGUUACAGAUGCGGAGAUCUUUCGUGUUCCCGCACUGGUCUCCACUUACAGAAUCACACACGCCCAGACUAAUUUUCAGGAGUCGAAACUCCGCCGGCGACAAGACAAUGACAGUACCAUUGAAGAACCGGAGGACCCCGGCAACGAUAUUGUCAUGGAUACUCAACUGGAGGCGGUGGUGAACGGCUUGGUGGUCAACAAUUCCACGUACAUCUGCCCUAAACCUUGGGGUCCGGUUGUGAACGGCAAGUCUAUAUUCGAAGAAGCUGUGCAGAAAGUUUACGGAGACCUUGGCUACACGGUCAAGUUUGUGGACGACUGGCUCUUUCACCAGGCUUCUGGAGACCUCCAUUGUGCAACCAACACUUUGCGCGAAGCAUCGGCAUCUUGGUGGGGACAAGAUUCGAUUCAGCAGAACGGGGUCUCGACCAACCCCGCAGGUGCCCCGCAACAGCCACAAAGCUCUGGCUCUGCCACGCAACAGGCUCCAUAA
This is a messenger RNA of Hirsutella rhossiliensis, 1830 nucleotides long. RefSeq names its product protein-arginine deiminase (PAD) domain-containing protein. Gene Ontology annotation, molecular function: protein-arginine deiminase activity; calcium ion binding. Bases 1 to 1830 code for a protein of 609 amino acids. Lineage: Eukaryota; Fungi; Ascomycota; Sordariomycetes; Hypocreales; Ophiocordycipitaceae. The record is from RefSeq and is a predicted model, not a curated record. Gene Ontology annotation, cellular component: cytoplasm. The transcript is spliced from 5 exons.